UAAAAACAGUAGUUUACGUUCAUGUUAUAUACGUCGUAGACAGAAGUUUCGCCGGCAACGCGAGUAUUACACGAGAAUACACAAAAAAAAUAUCAUCUAACAAAAUCGGCUAUUUGAUUCUGUCUCACCUCAAAGUUUGAUAUAACAAUUUUCGAGAUUUUUAUAAGUUGUUGCCGUUUUGUGAAUUUGAUUGCAAUUCAAGAAUCAACAAUAAACUGUUAUAGAAACCAAUUAUUGAACGAAUUAUAAUAAUUGGGAGCACCGAUUUUUGGGAUCGAAACAAAAGCCACAGAGUGAAAAGAACGUGCACACGGUCAACAAUUCAAAAUCAUCAAUCAUGUCAACGUCACCAACGGAAUCGAAGAAAGAUGGCAUCAAAUUACAAAACUUAAAUGAUGCCGAAAUUCCAUUGCAACCCGAUAGCGAAUAUGAUCCGCAUUUACAUCGAAAUGUACCGCAUCCAACAACUAAUACCGAAACAUUGGUGCAUUUGUUGAAAGGUUCAUUGGGCACGGGUAUCUUAGCAAUGCCCAAGGCAUUUCAUCAGUCUGGCUAUCUUAAUGGCAUUGUUUGUACUAUCUUGAUUGGAAUUUUGUGCACAUGGGGCCUUCAUAUUUUAGUGAGAUCUCAGUACAUUUUAUGUAAACGUCACCGUGUUCCAAUUCUAACGUAUCCGGUAUCGAUGAAAAUGGCAUUGGAAGAAGGACCGCCCUAUCUGCGUUGGUUGGCUCCAUUUGCUAUAUUGAUCGUUGAUGGUUUUUUGAUAGUCUAUCAAUUGGGUAUUUGUUGCGUUUAUAUUGUGUUUGUCGCAAAGAAUAUAAAAGAAUUUGUAGACGUUUGGUAUGAAUUGGACGUUGAAUACUAUAUGUUAAUAUUGUUGUUGCCGUUAAUUUUAUUGAAUUGUAUUCGCAAUUUGAAAGUAUUGGCACCAUUUUCGACCUUGGCCAAUGCCAUCACAUUUAUUGGUAUUGGGCUUAUUUUGUAUUUUGUGUUCCAAGGUUUACAGUCAAUUGGUAAACUUGAUACCUUUGGCAAAGUUAACGAAUUCCCAUUAUUCUUUGGCACCACAUUGUUUGCAAUUGAAGCGGUCGGCGUUGUGGUCGCUUUGGAAAAUAAUAUGCAAACACCAAAAUCAUUUGGCUCAAAAUUCGGUGUAUUAAACGUUGGAAUGUUUGUUAUCACGUUAUUGUAUGCUUUCUUCGGAUUUGUUGGCUAUUGGAAAUAUGGUGAACACUCCAAAGAUAGUAUUACACUUAAUUUACCACCAGAUUCUGUCAUAACAAAAAUUGUUCAAGGAAUAUUCACAGUGGCCACAUUCAUUUCGUAUGGACUGCAAUGCUAUGUACCGGUUGAAAUUAUCUGGGGAAAUUAUCUUAAAAAACGUUUCAAUGAGAGCCUCAUAUGGGAGUUGGUUGUUCGCAUUGUCAUUGUCUUGAUCACAUUUUUGUUGGCAAUUUCAGUGCCACAAUUGGCAUUGUUCAUUUCAUUGUUUGGUGCAUUAUGUUUGUCCGUGCUUGGAAUUGCCUUCCCUUCGUUGAUGGAGAUCUGCGUAUUAUAUCCUAAUAAUUGGGGACGUUGCGGCCAUGUGGUUAUCCGUAAUGUUAUUCUAAUUGCAAUCGGUUUAUUUGCACUAAUCACCGGCACAAACAAAUCACUCGUCGAUAUUAUUGCCACCUUCUCCAACAGCACUAUAGCACCGUCCAACAGCACUAUCUUUAUUCCAACAACAUCCACCGUACCAAACGGAAUUUAAACUUACAAACAUUAAUACGAAACAAAUUAUAUAUAACAAACAACAUUUAUUUCGUCGAAAACAGAAACAAACAAACAAUCAAAUCAAUCUAUCAAUUGACCAAAACCGUAUUGUAUGUAGUUUAACUAAAAAGCAUAUGGCACCUGUCAAUUAAUUAGAUUAGAACAUUUAUAAAGCCAAACAUUCGUCGAAUAUUAGAAUUAUUUUCGAAGACACGUGUAACACAAUGAAACGAGCUACAAAUUUCCAUUUUUAAUGCUUUUUACAACUAUGCGAAAAAUCUUCCGCAGUAUCAACAGAGAAACGAAUGCUUCGGCAAGAAUAUGGCCGAUACAUUAUGAUGGAGUUUAUAUUCUAAGAAUUUACUGAGAUUUUUUUUCUUCAAUCUAACAUUUCAUUUUUAGAAUAUUAUUCAUUAUUUACUUAGUAUUCCGUUCUUUUUCAUUUGUU
Messenger RNA from Contarinia nasturtii (swede midge), 2203 nucleotides. Its product is annotated as proton-coupled amino acid transporter-like protein CG1139. Gene Ontology annotation, cellular component: vacuolar membrane. Gene Ontology annotation, biological process: amino acid transmembrane transport. The transcript has 10 exons. Lineage: Eukaryota; Metazoa; Arthropoda; Insecta; Diptera; Cecidomyiidae. Bases 338 to 1753 code for a protein of 471 amino acids. The record is from RefSeq and is a predicted model, not a curated record. Gene Ontology annotation, molecular function: amino acid transmembrane transporter activity.